Messenger RNA from Pecten maximus, 1273 nucleotides. RefSeq lists its product as uncharacterized. NCBI's taxonomy places the organism in Eukaryota, Metazoa, Mollusca, Bivalvia, Pectinida, Pectinidae. The record is from RefSeq and is a predicted model, not a curated record. The coding region runs from base 107 to 1273 and encodes 388 amino acids. The transcript is spliced from 5 exons.
AAUAACCGUCUAUAGGUGAGAUUUGGGGUACCCGAAGUCCGCCAUCAGUUGCACGUUAAGUGUGUUUAAAACAAUUUAUAAGUCGUGUUUAAACCGACAGAGGAAAAUGGACUUACAUUUAAGGGCAACAUUGAUUUAUUUUUUAUUGUCAAUGUGUGGUGCGAUUAGUGUCGCCACCUCGGGAACAAGUGACGGAACUACAAGCCUCCCUGUGUCCGUGGCAAACAAGAGUACUGUCGGAACCACUGUAGCUGUGGCCAGCCAGUCGACCACGAACCUUUCAGCAUCCGGGAUAAACCAAAUCAACCAUGGCACUGUAAAUAAUACAUCCACCCCAGUUAAUACAAACUUUUUUGAUAAUAUCCAGAAAUUUCUUCAAAAUUCUCAGGUUGCCAAUCUUAUUCAGAAACAAAUCGGAGAUUUCAUUAAAUCUAACAAUGUGUCGUUUCCUAUCUCUAUCAUGACCCCUGAAAAUCUACAAAAAGUCCUCCAGUUACUAGGACCAGGUUCUGGCUCCACCAACCUACAAGGACUUUCUCAAUAUGCGGGAUUGCUCGGGAACAUCUCAAACGAAAUCCGGAAUGUCACUGAGGAAUUGGAACAAAACAUUGGUCCUCAGUGCUACAGCCACUUACAAUUUCUUGUCUCGGAACUCAUGAAAAGGGAACAAUGGGCGAUAAAAAUGAUAGAUGCGUCAGGCAAGAUUCCGUCCGGAUUGCUGGAAGGAAACAUGGUUUGGCCAGGUUCCUAUGACGAAUGCCUAAAUGUGAAUGUUGACGGGAAGUUUGAUGGGCAAUACUGUACAGCUACUCUUUCCCUCGCAUCAAUUUUGGGAUCCAUUUUUCCGAUGGCAGCGGGGCUAGACUUACGUAUGGGUGUGUGUAUGCCAGAUAGCUGUACCGCACCGGAAACCAAAACCGUAUUGAAUACUCUUUUUGGUUUGCUGCCUCUGGGUGAGAACAAGCUCCAAGCUUCCAAAAUCCAAUGUUCCGAGCGUGCAGAGUACGACGAUUUGGCAAUAGGAGGACUUACAAUGUGUGGGGUGUUUGUUGUCCUGAUGACGCUAUCAACCUUGUUCGAUGUUAUGUACAAUCAGCACCAGAACAAACCUAACGAGACGGCCCCGCAGGAGAAUGGAGUUUCUCCAGAGAGUAAAUACCAGGUUAACGGGGACGUGAAACCUACAAAACCGAAACAACCAGGUAUGAUGUUCUGUUGGAAUGAAGCUUUGACCUCACUUAGAAUCUUUGAAAUAGAUAAAAUGUAUUUUUAA